Molecule: messenger RNA, 923 nt
Organism: Psylliodes chrysocephalus
Lineage: Eukaryota; Metazoa; Arthropoda; Insecta; Coleoptera; Chrysomelidae
Source: the annotation of a GenBank genome assembly
CUGGCUUAUUUUGUUUAAAUCUGGAUAUCUGGAAUUGGAAUCUGGAUUACCAAUAAUAAAAGAAUGACUCUCGUAGAUAAAAUUUCACUAGAACUUGGCGCUCAAGAACCAUGGCCAAAAGAUGUAAAGUUCUUUCAACCCCACGAAGUAGAACAGGUACUAUUACCAGACAACGCUAACUGCUUAGCCACUCAAGCUUUUCUAAAAAUGUGUCAGUUACCUUACAUCGUGGAACCAAGGCCCAAUGCAGAAGCCAUGUCUCCUACUUUAAAAGUACCUUUCAUAAAAGCAGGCAGGUUUGUAAUAGCCGAACUCGAAGGUAUUGUUCAGUUUGUUAAUGGCAAAGGGAUUACUUUAACUGAACCCUUGGAUUCUGACCAAAAAUCGAAUAUGCGGGCUUAUAUGUCUUUAAUACACAGUGUAUUGGAAAUGGCUGAGUUGUAUAUUUGUUGGGUAGAUGAUGAAACGUAUAAUGAGGUGACAACUGCUAGAAAUGGUUCAGUUUAUCCGUGGCCAUUGAAUCAUAUUCAGAAUAGAAACAAACGUAGUCAAGUUAUUAAAAAGUUGAAAACUUUAGGAUGGUACAAUAAAAAAUUGGAAGAUGUUUAUUCAGAGGUAGAAACCUGUUGCGAGUCCCUUCAAACUCGUUUGGAUGGUAAAAGAUUCUUUUUUGAGCAUGGACCAACCGAACUGGACGCUCUUGUAUUCGGACAUCUCUUCACGAUUCUCACAACUCCUUUGCCAAGGAGUGAUUUAGCCAAUAUUGUUAGGAACUAUCCUUCCUUGAUUGAUCUAGUGAAAAGGAUCGAAAAGGAGUAUUUUAAAAAAGCUGCUCAACAAUAGUUCAACUAUGUUAUUAGGUACUUAAUUAACUAUAUUUUAGUAAAAAGUUUAAAUAUUUAUUAAAGAUUAUUUGUUUUAAA